Daucus carota subsp. sativus is the source of this 2756-nucleotide messenger RNA. RefSeq lists its product as uncharacterized. The record is from RefSeq and is a predicted model, not a curated record. The coding region runs from base 709 to 2397 and encodes 562 amino acids. The transcript has a single exon. NCBI's taxonomy places the organism in Eukaryota, Viridiplantae, Streptophyta, Magnoliopsida, Apiales, Apiaceae.
UUCGGACCUCCCAUGAGUUUUGGUUGCUACUAUUCCUAUGUUUGUUUAAGUACCUCUCUUCUUCACUCCUACGUGUCAAUCUCACACUCCUCGGGAUCCACAACUCAUCUCAGCCGUUGGAUCACUCCAUCGAACUUGCCUCUCUCGGCUACACGUGCCUCCACUAUUCUAGCUUUUCACUUCUACUAGUUCUACUAGUAUUUGCAUGAAAUUCUCCUGCUCAACAUAACAACAUAACUUAACUUAGCCAGAGAGAGAGAGAUGGUCUGAGAGAGAGAGGGAGAGAGAUGGUUUCUGUUUUGAUUGUUUAUCUUGAUACCCCUUCAUGAUGGCUACCAAUAAGCUGACUAACUAAUUGAUACAAAGUGUUUGAUAUUUUUUGCAUUUAUUAGAGAGGGUGAAAUAAAAUCACAUAAUUGAUGUGGGAUUCAAAAAGUCUCAUGUUUUGUGUGUGUGAUCUUGUACUUCCCAAAACUGUCACAUGUUACUUCUUUAAUCUUGAGUGAUCUUGUCCAAUCAGAUUUCACUUGGCCUUUUUCAAGAUUUCACCUUUUUUCUUGAUUUGGGUCUUUUUUUAUAUAGAGUUGAUCACCAAAUGAAUGUGGCAUUUUUGCAUGAUUUGAGGGUGGGAAUGGUGGAUUGAUCUUGUUUUAUCACUUGGGUCAUUCUUGUUUUCUGUUGGAAAGUUGGGAUUUUUGAUUGGGCUUGAUGGAGAAAGAUCAAGAAUUGAGAUUUGUGUGCAAGUGGUGUGACAAGAAGUACCCAUGUGGGAAGUCACUUGGGGGUCACAUGAGGUCUCAUGUUAUUGCUGCUGCAAAUUCAGCUGAAUCAGAUGAAAAGUUGUCUGCUUUAAUGGCUGAAACAGGCUUGAUCAAGUGUGAGGCACCGUCGGUUGCCGCGGUGGCUGGAGCAGGUGGUGGUGGGAUUAAUGGGGACUUUGGUGGACCUUCUGGUGGUUAUGGAUUAAGAGAGAACCCAAAAAAGACUUGGAGGGCUGUUGGUUCAACUUUCCCAAUACAGCAACAGGAGAGGAUAUGUAAGCAAUGUGGUAAAGGGUUUCAAUCACUUAAAGCAUUGUGUGGUCAUAUGGCUUGUCAUUCUGAGAAAGAGAGGGUUUUGAAAGAUGAUCAUUCUUGGACUAGUGAGGAUCCUAAGUUAGUGAUGGAUGGUCAUUCUGAUACUGAGGAAGCUGAGGAUCUGAGGCGGCAGACAAGAUCGAAAAGCAAAAGGUACAAGAGGAUUGUUGUUAAGUCUUCUCAUUUCAAUUUGGUCAAUAAUAAUAGUAUCAACUAUGGUUCUUCAUCUGUUUCUGAGGUUUAUGAGCAAGAACAGGAAGAGGUUGCUAUAUGUUUGAUGAUGUUGUCUAGGGAUUCUGGGAAUUGGGGUGGGGUUAAUUCUGUUGUCGAAUCGUCGGAUAAUAAUUCAGUUAUUUUAGAGACUAAGUCUUCAUCUAUUGACAUGAAACUUGGUAGAAAGGGUGGUUUGAGUUUAGGACAUGAGGCAUUAGAAAUGAAGAAAUUGGGAGGAGCUAGGAAGUUAAAGUUGAGUGCUUUGGAUGCUGAGAGUGUUCAACUGGAGAAUUCUCAUUCUGGGUAUUUCAAAAAUGGUGUUAAAAUGGUUGAUUCAGAUAUUUCCGUUGAUGAGUUGUUCCGAUAUGGUGAAUACAGGAAGUCCCUUAAGGGCCACGAGGGAGUUGAGAUUUCGAAUGCUGAUAUGGACAUGGGUUUUAACAGAGGAAAGAAUUAUGAAACUGGACUAAGCAAGAGUUUUGGUAAAGAAAAAGGAUUUAGUGAAUUUGGGUCAAGUUCGAAGUCAUUGAAGUAUGAUCUCAAGAGGACUAGAGAUGCUCCUGAAAGUCCUGAGCUUCGUAAGGAAUCACUAAGAAGAUUGAUUUAUGAAGAUUCUUCAGAUGGAGAAUUGAGCAAGAAUGUUUAUAAGAGAAGCAAGUACGAAUGUUUGAACUGUAACAAGACUUUCAAUUCUCACCAGGCACUAGGGGGACAUAGACCCUGCCACAAAAAGCCCACUGCAAAAUUUGGUUCGAGGUAUGCAAGUGGUGAGAACAAUUUAGAUGAUGAUGAUAAUCCUCCUGAUAUGACACCCACAAGAAAGUAUGAGAGUGUCAGUAACAAGAAACAAUAUGCUAGCAAUGCUGCAAAGAAAAUUAGGACGAAGAAAAACAAAGGGCAUGAAUGUCCAAUCUGCUUUAGGAUGUUCAAGUCUGGUCAAGCUUUAGGAGGUCACAAGAGGUCUCAUUUUAUUAAUGGUGCUGAAGACUUCAGCAAUCAAGUUCCACUUUUCAAACAAGAUGCUGCUGAAAUUCAUGAUAUGAUUGAUCUUAAUCUCCCUGCUCCUGAAGAAGAUGAGGCGGAUGAGAACGAAAAGUUCAUCUACUAAUAUCAAAGCAGAAACAAGCACAAGUUCCUGGUUCAUUUAUCUUUGAAAUUUAAACUACUGUUUUGUUCAUGGUUCUUAUAAGAUGGUAGAGUAUACAGAGCAAUGUGCUGAAAACCUUUCGAAUUAUGCUCUAUCAUAGAUUUUGCUUGGAAAUUUUAGGAUGUUAGAGAAUCGACAUUCAGCAAUUCCGCUGCUGCCUAUAGACCUUGAUUUUUUUUUUGUUUGUCCCUCUUUUGCAUGUUCCAAGAAUGUGCUUCCAAUUUUAAAAAAUUUCAGUUCAGUUCUCUUUGAUAUUAUCAUAUUAGAAGUUUCAUAUGAUCAUUGGAAAAUAUACCUUGUUAAGUUUUUUUGUGUGAUUA